Molecule: messenger RNA, 984 nt
Organism: Verticillium alfalfae VaMs.102
Lineage: Eukaryota; Fungi; Ascomycota; Sordariomycetes; Glomerellales; Plectosphaerellaceae
Product: base excision DNA repair protein
Exons: 2
Coding region: 1-984 (327 amino acids)
Biological process (GO): base-excision repair
Molecular function (GO): catalytic activity
Source: RefSeq, a predicted model, not a curated record
AUGUCCCGGGUUACCCGAGCCAGCGCACGGCAAGCUGCCGCCACCAGCACGCCCAAAGUUACUUCGCCUCUCAGCAGCCAAGCCAGGCGGGCUAACAUCAAGGCGGAGCCCACCGACGAAAAGCCAUCGAAACGCAAGACGACUACCAAGUCGCCCACCAAAUCAAGCUCCAAGCGCAUCAAGACGGAAGACGACGACGAUGCCCUGCCAGCAACGCCUGCCAAGCGCGUCAAGAAGGACCCCUCAGAAGACGAUUCACCGGCAGCCAAACCCAAGGUCUCACCAUCAGGGGCAUCGCCCAACGCCCUCCAAGCCAAGAAGCUCAAGGCCUUUGAUCAAUUCUCAGCCAAAUCCCCCUUCCCAGACUUUGCCCACCCCACAGCCGAGGAAGCCAAGCUCGCGCACCGCAUCCUCACUCUCGCUGCACGGCGCCGCGCACGCGGCCCGACACGGUCAGAGGCGCCCACUCUGCGCGCGCCGGAGGCCAUCAAGUGCGGCGGCCUCGCCGCCGUCAAGAGCAAGGUCAUCCUCGGCAUCCUCGAGCAGGCCAAGGCCAGGUACGGCGCCUACUCGCUCGACCACAUGUUCGACAAGACGGACGAAGAGGCCAUGCGCGAGCUCAUCGGCUUCCAGGGCGUCGGGCCCAAGACGGCGAGCUGCGUGCUGCUAUUCUGUCUCCGGCGCGAGAGCUUUGCCGUCGACACGCACGUGUGGCGCAUCACGGGCCUCUUGGGGUGGCGUCCGAAGACCGCCAGUCGCGACGAGACGUAUGCCCACCUCGACGUGCGCAUCCCGGACGAGGACAAGUACGGCCUGCACAUCCUGCUGGUGAAGCACGGCAAGGUGUGCGACGAGUGCAAGGCUGGCGGUAAAGACCCUGGGCAAGUGUCUGCUGAGAAACGUCCUUCCUGGGACAAGGACGACGGUGUCGCUGGCGCUUCUCUGAGUUGCCCGACGAAGACGACGAUGAGAACGGUGCCGUGA